GGAAUGUACUUAUCGAUGCUUGGAAGGUUACACUUUUCCCAGCGGGACUUUGGAUAUUACCUACACCUGCGUGUUCCGAGAAGGAUGGACAUCGGUUGUAGAUAUACCCGAUUGUACACCCGUGUGUAAGCCGCCUUGUGAAAAUAACGGCGAAUGUAUCGAGCAGAAAUGUAUUUGUCCAGCCGAAUAUAGAGGAAAUGCUUGCGAAUACCCGAUAUCACUUUGCGAACCGAGCUUCCAAAACACUACGGGAAUUAUUCAAUGUAACCAUGACAGAAACGUCUCUCGUUGUACAUUUGUUUGUCCCCAGCAAACAGAACCGUGGGAUCUUCCAGAAAAACAAUACACUUGUGAUCUACGUGGAAAGUGGUCUAAUUCCUUUCCCGAUUGCAUUCCUUUUAACGGAUGGAUUGGAGAAAUAGUAGAAGAGGAAGCCUCUGUAUUUUCACUUUGGCCUAAAGGCAUAUUUCGGGAAGAAAAUUUUUAUUCGAGUGGCGUAUGCGCUACUUGGGGACAAUUUAAUUACAAGACGUUCGAUGGCUACAUCUACAGUUUUCACGGUCCUUGUACUUACGUUCUGGUGGAGGAAUGCAAAAGCAGCUCGUUUAGUAUUCAUUUAAAGAACGAUCCCCUAUGUCUGACGGAAAGCGAAUGCGUCAGGCUAAUUUCUGUCAUCAUCGAAAACAAGAAGUUCGAAGUUACUAAGAACGAAGGAAUUAUGAUGAUCAGAAGAGAAUACCAGAAUCUGACAAUUCCCGGCCGAGUAGAUAGCUUACAGUUUUACCAAUCCAACGAAUUUCUUGUUUUGGAAAGCUCUUUUGGAUUCAGAUUACGUUGGGAUGGAAAGGAAACCGUUUUAGUCACCGUGGAAUCUUUCUUGAGGAAUAAAACAUGCGGUUUGUGUGGUCAGUUUAUCGGUCGUUCCGGUAGAUAUAUGUUAAAAGCCAACGGGGAAGUUGAUAACGACGUGGUCGAAUUUGCCAACAGUUGGAAGGUUAUGUACGACGAAAAUGAGAAAUGCAACUCACUUCAAGUUGGACAACACGUAUGUAAGUACACGACGGAUACAGAUCGAAUACUUUUUAAGGAAUCUCGAGACACUUGCAAAAAGAUUUUUAAUCACCAAAUUUUUUCUACUUGCCAGAAGUUGGUACCCGUCGAACUGUUUGAAAGAGCCUGCCGAUUAGAAUUCUGCGCCUGCAAAAUCGAGAACGAGAAAUGCAUAUGCAGUACUCUGGCUGAAUAUCUAAGAGAAUGCGUACGUCACGGAGGACAAGUAUCCGGAGAUUGGAGAUCGAUUACAAAUUGCACCAUUGAAUGUCCCGAAGGGAUGAUACCGGCAAAAUGCGGUAGGGAAUGCCCAAAAACGUGUCAAGGAACUACUUAUUUGUGCAGCGAUCAAACUUGCGUUGAUUCGUGCAUUUGCCCGGAAGGAAAAGUUCUCGAUGCGAUCAAUAACAUAUGUGUCCUCCAAGAAGAAUGUCCCUGUAUUUUUGAAGAUGCAGAAUAUUCUCCCGGAGGAAGAAGAAUUCAGGAUUGCAAUGAAUGUGAUUGUAUAAAAGGAAAAUGGUUGUGCACCAACAGGCCUUGCGAGGCGCGAUGCGUUGUAUCGGGAAACAAACAUUACACCACGUUCGAUGGCCAGAGAUACGAG
Messenger RNA from Centruroides sculpturatus (bark scorpion), 1654 nucleotides. Its product is annotated as mucin-2-like. The annotation marks the transcript as partial. The record is from RefSeq and is a predicted model, not a curated record. NCBI's taxonomy places the organism in Eukaryota, Metazoa, Arthropoda, Arachnida, Scorpiones, Buthidae. Gene Ontology annotation, cellular component: extracellular matrix. The transcript is spliced from 10 exons.